Molecule: messenger RNA, 3033 nt
Organism: Manihot esculenta (cassava)
Lineage: Eukaryota; Viridiplantae; Streptophyta; Magnoliopsida; Malpighiales; Euphorbiaceae
Product: probable leucine-rich repeat receptor-like protein kinase At5g63930
Exons: 4
Coding region: 607-2652 (681 amino acids)
Biological process (GO): protein phosphorylation
Molecular function (GO): protein binding; ATP binding; protein kinase activity
Source: RefSeq, a predicted model, not a curated record
UCACAACCAAGUCUUCCAUCACCAUUCUCAUCAAGAGGAUACAGCUCAGAUCAAAGUAAUAAUAUUUUAUUUCCUGAAAAUCAAUGGUGGACAAGAAUCCAAAAGCCACUGUUGAAACAGCUCAUCUUUCACACUGUCUGAUCUUCGACCACGACCAUAUCUAUUUUAUUUAUCAAAACUAUCCAUAUCUACACCGCUGAGACAUUAAAUUCUAAGUCUGAAUAUACCAGUCCUCCAAAACUACACAUUACUUAUUUCUAACCCAAGAAGAGAAAAGAACGGCUCUACGUUUCUCUCGUCUGCUUCUUCUUUUACAUGUAUUUCCGCUACUGUCUUCUCUGUAAUAUUCUUUUUCAUGCCUUCAAUCAUUUAAGUGGCUUAUCAGUACCCAGACAAUACAGGAAGGAGCAGAACUGGGUCUGCUGAUUUGAAAAGAACAAGGUCUCUGGAGGAUACAGAUACGAUCAGCAACUCAGAGAGAAAGUUAAGAAGACAAAAGUCAAAUUCUUUUUUCCUUUGAUGAAGGCGUAGAAAUGGGUUUUCCUUUAUCUGUUUGUUUUAACUGAGUAAAAAGAGGGAAGUUCAAAUUCAGAUACAAAAACAAACAUGGGUUUCUUCUCCUCUUACUCCCUUGUCGCUGUCUUGUUUGCACUGGCAACUCUACAACAUAUAUGCGGAAAUACCGAGUUAAGAGCUUUAAUGGAGCUCAAGUCCGCUUUAGACCCAACAAAAAAGUCCUUGAACUCGUGGACUAGCGAUGGGGACCCCUGCAGCGGCACAUUCGAAGGGGUUGCUUGCAAUGAGCACCAGAAAGUCGCCAACAUUUCGCUGCAGGGAAAGGGUCUUUCUGGCUCCUUGUCACCGGCCGUGGCAGAGCUUAAAUGCUUGUCAGGCCUUUACUUGCAUUACAACUCGCUGUCUGGAGUGAUACCAAAAGAAUUAGCAAAUUUGACGGAGUUGUCUGAUCUUUAUCUCAAUGUGAAUAAUCUUUCUGGGAGCAUACCUCCUGAGGUCGGGGGCAUGGCUAGUCUCCAAGUUUUAGAGCUAUGUUGUAACCAGCUAACAGGUCGCAUACCUAAAGAGAUGGGGUCCUUGAAGAGGCUAAACGUUCUUGCAUUGCAAUAUAACAGACUCACUGAUCAAAUUCCAGCCAGCUUAGGGAACUUAGGGUUGAUGAGAAGGCUUGAUUUAGGUUUUAAUAGCUUGUUCGGUCCAAUUCCUCCAGGAUUAGCUAAUGCUCCUCAAUUGCAAGAGCUAGAUGUCCGCAACAAUUCUCUUUCAGGAAUGGUUCCUUCUGCUUUGCAGAGACUAAAAGGAGGGUUUCAGUUUGAGAACAACAAAGAUUUAUGUGGAGUUGGGUUUCAGAAACUGAGAGCUUGCACGCCAUUUGACAAUAUAAACAUCAACCAAGUUGUUCCCCAGGGACAAAUUACAAGUAAUACAACAGAUUAUACCCCUGCUUCUGCAGUUAUUGAUGCACCCUGCAACCAAUCCAGCUGUUCAAGUUCGUCAAAAUUUCCACAAGUUGCGAUUGCUGCUGGGGUUAUAACAGCCACCGUUAUCUUGGCAGGCGGUGGAUUUCUAAUUACUUUAUUUUUUCGCCGCAAAAAGCAGAAGAUUGGAAAUACAUCCGAGUCUUCUGUUGGACAGCUGUGCAGCAGUGACCUGGCUACUAAGUUCCAUAGAGGUGGUGCUUCUUCACUUGUGAGUCUGGAGUACUCUAGUGGGUGGGAUCCAUUUGGUGUUUGUCGAAAUGGUAUUGAAGUUUUUGCAGAUAGUCUAAACAACUUUAGAUUCAACCUGGAGGAGAUUGAAUCUGCAACGCGGUGCUUCUCUGAGGUGAAUUUAUUGGGAAAGAGCAGCUUCUCAUCUGUUUACAAAGGAAUACUUAGGGAUGGUUCACUUGUAGCAGUUAGGAGCAUUAACAUAACAAAUUGUAAAUCUGAAGAAGAUGAAUUUGUCAAGGGCUUGAACUUACUGACAUCUCUGAGACAUGAGAACCUUGUUAGACUACGGGGAUUUUGCUGUUCCAGGGGCAGGGGUGAAUGCUUUCUCAUCUAUGAUUUUGCUCCUAAGGAAGACUUGUCAAAAUAUCUUGAUAUUGAAGAUGGAAGCAAUCAUGUUCUCGACUGGUCCACAAGGGCUUCCAUUAUCAAUGGCAUUGCAAAUGGUAUUAAAUAUUUGCACAGCAGGGAAGCAAACAAACCUGCCAUAGUCCACCGUCGCAUAUCUGCAGAGAAAGUUCUCCUUGAUCAACAAUUCACCCCAAUGAUUGCAGAUUCCGGCCUUCCCAAGCUUCUAGCAGAUGACAUCGUCUUCUCAGCCCUUAAAAUAAGUGCUGCCAUGGGAUACCUUGUUCCAGAGUAUGUAACUACUGGGCAUUUUACAGAAAAGAGUGACAUAUAUGCAUUUGGAGUGAUCAUCCUCCAAAUCCUCUCUGGCAAACAGAUGCUUACCAAUCCAAUGCUCGUGGCAGCUUCAUCUUGCAGAUAUGAAGAUUUUAUUGACACCAAUCUUAAAGGAAACUUCUCCGAGUCAGAAGUGGCUAAGCUGGCAAAAAUUGCACUUGCUUGCACACAAGAGCUUCCCGAGCACAGACCGAGCAUGGAGGCAGUGAUCCAAGAGCUGAACAAAAGCGAUGAUGGUUCUUGAUUACAUAUUCUCUUUUUGGAAUAUUAAUGACCCAAAAGGAGGGAAGGAGACUGGACACCUCACUAAACUGCACAAAAUGGUCAAGCUAUUAUUAUGCUUGUGCCUUCAAGGGAAGCACGGCUUACAGCAAAUAUCAGAAGAUGGUUGCCUUUUGUAAAAUUGAGUCAGAUUACAAGCAAGUCCUUUGAUUUUAUCUUGACAAGCUUUUUCCUAAAGCCUUACAAGAGGUUGUGACCACCUCUUGUAAUAUAUCUGGAAAAGAAAAAAAAAAGGCUUUCUAUUCGUCCUCUCUUGAAAUAGUUUGAUUACAUGACUCUCAUCUUAGUACACUAUCCAUAAAUUCAAACAUGAGCUGCAGCAUUUUGCAAUGCUUAUUCAAUA